Molecule: messenger RNA, 904 nt
Organism: Pistacia vera
Lineage: Eukaryota; Viridiplantae; Streptophyta; Magnoliopsida; Sapindales; Anacardiaceae
Product: probable BOI-related E3 ubiquitin-protein ligase 2
Exons: 3
Coding region: 71-856 (261 amino acids)
Molecular function (GO): ubiquitin-protein transferase activity
Source: RefSeq, a predicted model, not a curated record
GUGGCAUGUGAAAGAGCAGAAAAAAUCCGAAAAGAUGAAAAAUUAUUAGUUCACUUCUCUAAGACCACAAAUGGCCUUGCACUCUCAACUUCCUCAAAUUGCCUUCAGGAGCAAUCAGUGGCAGGAAUAUCAGAAAUUGCAACAUCAAGUGUUGAGUGAACCGGAAAGUGAUUUAACAUCAUCCUCACUACUCUCGCGCAUCACCACCAUGCCUGCAGGCUUCUUUGAACCUGAUGCAGAUCUCCAUUCUUAUUUCUGCGAUCAAAAUCUUCAACUCGAUGCAUUUAUUCAACUUCAGAAUCAGAAGCUCCAAGAAGCGGUGGAGGAGAGCCGAAAGAUACAAUUGAGGUCGCUGGUGAGGACAAUGGAGCAACGGGUGCAGCGAAAGCUUGAAGAAACAGACAGAGAAUUGGAGAAAGCGAAGAGAGUGAAUGCGGAUUUAGAAGAGAAGAUCAAACAAAUGACUCAAGAAAAUCAAAUGUGGUUCAACAUGGCCAAGAACUAUGAAUCCACAGUAUUCAGUUUAAGGCAGAGUCUUGUGCAGCUUCUUCUGUAUAAUAAUCAUGAUAAAUCAGCAAAUAUUAACCCUGCAAUCGAAGGAUUUGGAGAGACAGAAGAUGAAGAUGACGAUGCCGAGUCUCAAUUGAUAAAACUUGCAGAAAGCAAAGAAUAUCGGAAAGAAAAGAACAAGAAAGAGUUCAAAAGAUUUUGCAGGGGUUGCGGAGGUGGUGAAGUAUCGGUUCUAGUAUUGCCAUGCCGCCAUCUCUGCCUCUGCAAAGAAUGCGAGUUGCGGCUUCAUAGUUGUCCUGUUUGCAAUUCUAUGAAGAACGCUUCCGUAGAAGUUUAUUUGUCUUGAUUUAUUGUAAUUCAUCAUGUUUUCUCUUCUUAACUUUGUGAACUAAAA